Eublepharis macularius is the source of this 3109-nucleotide messenger RNA. It is a transcript of the gene FRRS1, whose product is annotated as ferric chelate reductase 1. The transcript is spliced from 16 exons. The record is from RefSeq and is a predicted model, not a curated record. Gene Ontology annotation, molecular function: oxidoreductase activity, acting on metal ions. Lineage: Eukaryota; Metazoa; Chordata; Lepidosauria; Squamata; Eublepharidae. Bases 90 to 1865 code for a protein of 591 amino acids.
AUACUUUUCAUGCAAGAAUAUUUGUAGCAAAACAGGUCCCUCGGGUCCUGUGAGAUACAUGCUUUCUCCAGUCUUCGUUGACAUAUUAGAUGGAACCUUAUGGCAUAGGUCUUAUUGUUUGUGUGCUUGCCCACCUUUCUGGUCCAUCAGCUGGUUACCCCAAUGGAAAAGUACAAGAGGCCUGUAACAGUAUGGUGCCACUCCACGGACAUUCUUCACCUCAACCAUUUCCAAAGCACAUCAUUGAAGUGAAUGUGACACACUUUAGACCGGGCGAUCACUUGAAAGUGACCUUGUCAGGGCCUGCGUUUGAAGGUUUCUUUCUACAAGCCCGUAGUGCCAAGAACUUAAGGGGUCCUGCCAUCGGCUCUUUUGUACUAGCUGACAAAAGGAAAUCUCAGCUCCUCACAUGUGGGCAUGUGAAGAAUUCAGCUGUCAGUCAUACAAGUAAAUCUAAGAAAACCCAUAUAGAUGUCUAUUGGAUUGCUCCUAAAGAUGCACCGGAAACAGUACAGUUUCUUGCCACAGUUGUAGAAAAACUUAGAACUUUCUGGGUAAAAAUUCCUAGUCCUAUAAUUUCCCAGCCUACUACACCAGUUUGGAUAACGACGACCGAGUCUAUUCCAUCAUCUCCACCAAUUUCCCAUUUAACUGAACCAUUCAAUGCUUCAGACUGCGGCAAUACCAAGUUCUGUCUGAGAAACCCUUCAGAUUGUGAUCCUAAAGCCAAAGAUUGCUUCUUUCUGGCCUUCAAGCAAGACCAUAGCAUGAUGCUAGUUGAAAUGAGUGGUCCAAGUGAAGGCUAUAUUGCAUUCGCGCUGUCUCAUGACCAGUGGAUGGGUGGUGGUGAUGAUGCAUACUUCUGCAUUAGUGAUGACCAUCAUGUUGGCAUAAAUACAGCCUCUCUGACUGGGCGCAGUUAUCCAGCUUUUGACUCUGAGGGUGCUCUUGAAGAAAUGUCAUGGAGGCUGGCAGAUGGUCUUAUUCAGUGUUCUUUCCGAAGGAAAACCCGUCUUUCCGCUUUUCAAGGAAGGUUUAAUCUGGAUGCAGACUACUACAUAUUUCUGGCAGAUGGUGAAGUUAGUGAAGGCGGUACCAUCCAUAAACACCACAGACAGCCUCUGAUGACCAAUAGAAAAUACAGCGUUACAGGCCCCCCAAAAGAUAUUGGAGGAUCCCGCUCUCCAUUCCUCAUCAAGGCACAUGGUGCACUGAUGUUUGUUGCAUGGAUGAGCACAGUUAGCAUCGGUGUCAUUUUUGCCCGCUUCUUCAAGCCAGUUUGGCCUCAUUCAUUGUUGUUUGGAGAAGAGAUCUGGUUUCAGGUCCAUCGUAUGCUAAUGAUGAUAACAGUGUUACUCACAAGUGUAGCUUUUGUUCUUCCUUUUGUAUACCGUGGAGGUUGGAGUUGGCAAGCAGGCUUUCAUCCAUACCUUGGUUGUACAGUGAUGGCUUUGGCAUUCAUCCAGCCUGUUAUGGCAGCAUUCAGACCACCUCCCCAAGCACCGAGAAGGCAAAUUUUUAACUGGCUACACUGGAGCACUGGUACAACUGCUAGAAUUCUAGCAGUGGUAACAAUGUUCCUGGGGAUGGAUUUGCCAGCUCUCAAUCUUCCAAAUCCAUGGGACACACAUACCAUGAUUGGAUUUGUGGCUUGGCAUGUUGGUCUUGACGUUCUUCUGGAGAUACAUAGCUACUGUCUCAUUCGCAAAGUUGAAGUGUUAGAAGAUGAUAGGAUACAAAUUUUGCAGUCUAUUACCUCAGCAGAGGCCGAGGGCCAUACAUUUAAAAAGACAGUGUUAAUCAUCUACAUUUGUGGUAAUAUAGCAUUUCUCAUCAUCUUCCUGGCACGAAUUGGACAAGUAUGAUGACAAAGCUGACUAGAGUUUGUGAAAAAAUUAUCCCAUGGAGGCCUGCCUCAAAGUCGACGUGCACAUGAAACUUUCACAUGUCAGUUCAGGAUUUAAGAAAUCUCACAUGUGAAUUUAGUUCUGUCUUCUACACAGUGGUCUAAGGGCAAAACUAGACAUUCUUCACAAACAUAUGGUUUCAAACCCUGAUAAAGUUCUGCCUGAAUCUCCGUCGCUACUGUAUGCCUUGUGUCUUCGUUCCUACCCUGUGGCCUCAGCUGAUGGUUCCAGACAGAGGAUCUUCACUUGUGAAAAGCUGGGUGUUCUUUGUUCCAGGGCCACUUACUCAAUGAACUAGACUGUCUGGAGUCUAGUUUAGAUUUCAACCUUUGUGUAAUCUGCAUUUUCUCCCAAGUCCACAUGCCCUCAUAGUGUCUUUUAACUUGCAACCAUCUCUGUGGUAACAUAGAAGGACAUGGGAUGCAUUCUUACUUUGAUCUGAACAUCAGAGUAUGGCUUAUGGUCCACACACCUCCCUGCUCCCCACCCCAGUUAUUUGCAGGUUCUUAUUAUGUCAUGAAGGUAGACUUUAAAAAAUAAAAGCUUUUCACAAGAGGUUAUCUUCUACUGAAACGCCAAGAGAAAAUACAGGAAUUCAAGACAUUUGGUACAAAGAUGACUUUGGUUGUUGAGGACUGCAGCAAUUGUUACAUUUGGAACAACUGGUUGUGAAUUUUAAGGAAGUGAGAGAGAAUGACUUAGAUGGAAACCUCAUGGGUGUCAAAUAUCAAUCGUGUCAUUUUAGCAGUGGGAGACCCAACACUUUUGUAAACUGAAGGGAGCAGAUGGUGAAGAGACACUUGGAAUUCAAAGUAACAGAAAGUGAACUCACGCUUACUUCUCUGAAAUGUCCAAUGUGCCUGUGAUGCUAAGUCUGUCUUCAUCCUAAAUGUUUUUUCAAAAGAUAAUGCGUGUUACAGUGAAAAUUGAUCCUGUAGAACUCUUCAUUAACUUGCAAUCUCUACCACCUAAAGACUGACUAUAGAUUUCUUUGUCUUCUGAAAGAGAACUGAUAUUUUAUUUAUGUAAGCCGAAUCCAUCUAACACCUGUUUGGCUGACUUGCUUUCACUAUUCACUUCAUUUUAUAUAGUCCAAUCACAGGAUCAUGAUUAACACUGGGUUCUUUGGCUGUGUUGGAUUCCAGUGCUUCAGAUGUUUUAAAAAUCGUAAUAGUGUGAGUUGUCUAAAUUAAAAGAUUUGU